UAGGCCAGAACAUAACUACCCUCUUUAAAACGAAAUUAACGGUCUUUACCACAACCGAAAUGGCAGCAACAUAGCUACUGGGCACGGCUACUUUUUCAGGGCCUAAAUUUCAAAGCUCCAUCUUAUCUGAAAUGGCAGCAACACUUUCUGUUCAACUCACCUACUUCAACAACUCCAACUCACCCCAAAACGCUUGGCAUAAACAUGUCAAAACGGCAAGAACAAACCGAAACUCCAGGAUAGUAAACAAGCAAAAAGUCUCGAAAUUUGGUUCAUUCAAUAGGACCCAAUUGAAUACUGUAAAAGCUUUGGUUGAACCUGAACCAAGCACUCGCUCGCUCACACGGGCUCUUUGUAAUAUUGUUGAUUCUGGGUGUAUGGAAAAUGCACUCUACCUGUUUGAGAAAAUGAUUCAGUUGGAUACAUAUAUCCGGAAUACGUAUAUCUGGAAUGUUAUGAUUAGAGGGUGUACCAAUAAUGGGUUGUUUAGAGAGGCGGUUGAUUUUUAUUGUAGGAUGGGUUUUGAAGGGGUUCGAGGUGAUAAUUUUACUUACCCGUUUGUGAUCAAGUCGUGUACAGGGUUGUUGUCCUUGAUGGAAGGGCAGAAGGUUCAUGCGAAGUUGUUUAAGAUUGGUUUGGAUUUGGAUGUCUAUGUUUGUAAUUCCCUUAUUGUUAUGUAUGCGAAGAUGGGGUAUAUUGAGUUCGCUGAGAGGGUGUUUCGAGAAAUGCCAGUUAGGGACUUGGUAUCUUGGAAUUCUAUGAUUAGUGGAUAUGUUGCCUCUGGGGAUGGUUGUAGCUCAUUGAUGUGUUUCUACGAGAUGCAGGCUCUUGGGAUGAAGCCUGAUAGGUUCAGCAUGAUCAGUGCACUUGGUGCUUGCUCUCUUGAGUAUCGUCUGCACUGUGGGAAGGAGAUUCAUUGCCAAGUGCUGAAAUGUGGGUUUGAACUGGAUGUUAUGGUUCAGACAUCAAUUAUUAACAUGUAUGGAAAAUGUGGUAGGAUGGAUUAUGCAGAGAGGUUGUUUGACAGGAUAUCUCCAAGAAAUGUGGUGGCUUGGAAUGCAAUGAUUGGUGGUUACGCUCUAAGUUCUCGUUUUCUUGAGUCAUUGUCUUUCUUGAGAAAGAUGCAAGAUGGUGAUAAAUUGAACCCAGAUAUAAUCACAAUGAUAAACAUGCUUCCCUCUUGUGCACAAUUACAAGCUCUCUUGGAGGGUAAAUCUGUCCAUGGUUAUGCCAUUAGAAAAGGUUUUCUCCCUCAUCCAGUCUUGGAAACUGCUUUAGUUGACAUGUAUGGAGAAUGCGGGAAGUUGGAUAUGGCAGAGCGUGUAUAUGGUCAGAUGACUGAAAAAAACCUGAUUUCAUGGAAUGCCAUGCUUGCUGCUUAUGUACAGAAUGGGUGGAACAAUAAAGCCUUGGUUUUGUUUCAGGAUAUUUGGCACCAGCCUUUUAAACCAGAUGCAUUUACAUUUGCAAGCAUUCUACCUGCCUAUUCCGAAUCAGCCUCAUUGCAAGAGGGGAAGCAAAUCCAUGGUUUUAUUAUGAAGUCGGAGCUUGGCACAAAUACUUUCAUCUUGAAUUCAAUUGUUUACAUGUAUGCAAAAUGUGGGGAUAUAGGGGCUGCACGGGAAGUUUUUGAUCGCAUGCUGCAUAGGGAUGUAAUAUCAUGGAACACAAUCAUUAUGGCAUAUGCCAUCCAUGGGUUUGGUAGAUUUUCUGUUCAAUUGUUUUCUGAAAUGAAGGAAAAGGGCUUCAAACCUAAUGAGAGCACCUUUGUGUCCCUGUUAUCAUCUUGUAGCAUUUCUGGCAUGGUUGAAGAAGGGUGGGAAUACUACAAUUCAAUGAAGAGGGACUACAGUAUAGAUCCCGGAAUAGAGCACUAUGGCUGUAUGCUUGACCUUAUUGGGCGCACCGGCAAUCUUGAGCUAGCCAAGAUAUUCAUUGAUGAAAUUUCAUUGUUCCCUACAGCUAGGAUAUGGGGAUCAUUACUGACUGCAAGCAGAAACAAUCAAAAGAUAGAAUUAGCUGAACUUUCAGCUAGACACAUCUUAUCCUUGGAGCAUGAUAAUACUGGGUGCUAUGUCUUGCUUUCUAAUAUGUAUGCUGAAGCUGGGCGGUGGGAAGAUGUGGAGCGGCUUAAAUGUCUUAUGAUAAAAGAAGGGUUAGAGAAAACAAAGGGGUGUAGUGUGGUUGAAAUCAAUUCUAGAACUUGCAGGUUUGUCAACAAUGACAGUUCACAUGCUGAAACAAACAUGAUUUAUGAUGUAUUAGAUAUUAUCAUGAGGAAGAUAGGAGAAGACAUUUUUGUUCAUAGUCUUACCAAGUUCAGACCUUUAGAUUUGAGGAAGAACAGAGCAAACUCACCCCAGAAACAUAGUGUGAGAUUGGCUAUUUCUUUUGGCUUGAUAUCCACUACGAUUGGAAGCCCCAUUCUUGUAAGGAAAAACACUAGAAUAUGUGAAGAUUGCCACAUUGUAGCAAAGAAGAUUUCCGAGAUCACUAGAAGGGAAAUAAUAGUGGGGGAUUCAAAGGUCUUUCACCACUUCAGGGAUGGGCAUUGCUCAUGUCGGGAUUAUUGGUGACCCCCAGUUUAUAGGAACACUAGGAAAAAUUGUAAAACAAACCUUGCUAGAUAUGUUGUAUUAGCAUAAUGAGGCUAAAGAUCUACCUGACAAUGUAUAUAUUACUUAAGACAUUUAAU
Molecule: messenger RNA, 2695 nt
Organism: Quercus lobata
Lineage: Eukaryota; Viridiplantae; Streptophyta; Magnoliopsida; Fagales; Fagaceae
Product: Tetratricopeptide repeat (TPR)-like superfamily protein
Exons: 1
Coding region: 132-2576 (814 amino acids)
Biological process (GO): RNA modification
Cellular component (GO): intracellular membrane-bounded organelle
Molecular function (GO): zinc ion binding; RNA binding; protein binding
Source: RefSeq, a predicted model, not a curated record